Messenger RNA from Telopea speciosissima, 1465 nucleotides. RefSeq lists its product as uncharacterized. The annotation marks the transcript as partial. The record is from RefSeq and is a predicted model, not a curated record. Lineage: Eukaryota; Viridiplantae; Streptophyta; Magnoliopsida; Proteales; Proteaceae. The transcript has 3 exons.
AUGAAUGCCUCAACUAAAUGGCUGGGGAUUAAGAAGGUGUGCAAAGACCAUCAGGCUAAAUUGGUUUGUUUACUGGAAACAAAAGUUAAGGUGGAUAAUUGUGGUGCUAUUUUUGAAAAUUUUAUUUCAGAUUGGAAGUAUGUACACAAUGGUGAGGUUGAUAAUACAAUUCAGAUUUGGUUGGGCUGGGAUCCGAGCUUUUUAAAUGUUGAAGAAAUUCAGAAAACUAAGCAGUUUAUUCAUGCCAAGGUGUCGAUUUGGGGAACUGUUGUCUCCUUCCUUUGCACCGUAGUGUAUGCUCAAAAUACGGUGGCAGGCCGGAAGGAUUUGUGGGAGGAUGUUGGAAGACUAGCUAGUGCUAUUGCCACUCCAUGGGCUGUCUUAGGGUGUUUCAAUGUGAUUCGAAAUCAUAAUGAGAAAAUUGGUGGGGACCCUAUUCGGUUUGAGGCUAUUGAUGAUUUCAACACUUUUAUUGAGGACUCUGGGCUGAUUGAUUUGAAGUGGAAAGGGGAAGCUAUGACUUGGAAUAAUAGGCAAAGUGGAGAUGCUAGAAUUUGCUGUAAGCUAGAUAGGGUGAUGGUAAACUUGGCUUGGAUGGAUGUCUUCAGAACUUCAGAGGCUGUCUUUCACCCUCCUGGUCUCUCUGACCACUCUCCUAUAGUGGUGGCUGUGUUAGAUGAGGCUAAUUUUGGCCCUAAACCUUUCAGGUUUUUUGAAGCUUGGAUUGGCAGAGAUGGGUUUGAUGAUAUGGCUGCACAGGCUGAGUUGCACCAAUCUCAAUGCAAUCUUAGGGACCACCCUGAUGACCCGAAUCUGGUUUCUUUGGAGACUCAAGCUAAGGUGAAAUUAUGGGAAGCCUUGGCCAUUGAAGAAAAGUUUUUGAAGGAGAAGUCUAGGGUGAAACAUAUUCAGCUGGGGGAUGGUAAUAAUAGUUUCUUUCAUAAAUCCAUGCUUUGUAGGCAGAAUAGGAGUCAUAUUCUCGAGAUUACAGGGGAAGGAGGUGACAUUGUUAAGGAUCCUAGCCGAAUUAAAGAUGAAGCUGUCUCUUUUUACAAGAAGUUGUUUGGAUCUGAUUUGGUGGAUGGUGGUUGUUUUCCUAACUCAGUCCCCUUGCAGAAUGGCUUUUCCCUCUCUCAACAGGGAAGUCUUAUUGGUAGGGUGUCCAAUAAGGAGAUUAUGGAGGUUGUGUGUGCUAUGAAAAAUUCAAAAGCUCCAGGACCGGAUGGGUUUAGGGCUGCUUUCUUCAAACAUUCUUGGGAUGUGGUUGGGGAAGAUUUGACUUUGGCAGUGAAAUGGUUCUUCAGUAAGUCUUGCCUCCCUAGUUCGAUUAAUGAUAUAUUUAUUAGUCUUAUUCCUAAGACGGGGGAUGUGGUGAGUGAUUCCCAGUCUGCAUUUAUCAAAGGAAGGUCUAUUGUGGACAACAUCCUUGUCUUUCAUGAUGUGGUCCGAGGGAUUGAGCAGAAAG